CACGUAGGGCUCAUCAUGGCGGUGGAUUUGACUCCUCGCUUCAGAAGGUUGAACAGCCAAACAAGAAGCUUGCGUGAGAAUAUACAGCACGUUUUCUCGGGGCCCUUUGGUGCCACUCAGCUAUGGCACAGCAUCAUCCAGGCCCUGCAAACCCAGGUAGAGGUGCGUCGCUGCAGGAGGCACCUACGCGUCCAUGCCGAAUGUUUCACAGGCUCAGAUGCUGUGGACGCCGUCCUCAGCUAUCUGAUGCAGAAUGUGGUGUUUUGCUCGAGUGAAGUGUCUCGUCUCAAAGCUGCUCGGCUCUGCCAGGCUCUGAUGGAGGCAAAGGUGUUUGAGCCAGUGGGCACAAAGCUGUUUCGCAGAGACAAGGAAGUGACGUUUGAGGACAGCAGCUGCAGCCUCUACCGUUUCCUGGAAUAUAAAGUGGUACCCAGCUCUUCCAUGAAGGGAUGCAGUAGUGUCACAGAAAACAUGUCACCAGAGGAGCCGGAGACUAAGAGAAAGAAGAGCUCCAGAAACGAACUGAGAACAAUCGCCAAUCCUCUUGCUGUCGGACCAUCAGACAAGAGGGUUGAGAGGCUGCUGGGGAACAUCAACCUGCGGCCCACCAUGUCACCGGGUUUACAUACAGCUGCAUCAUCUUCUGUCUUUCUGUCCAAGGCUGCGGUAGAGGAGGUUUGGAAGCAGCAGACGCUGCUGCAGCUGCUGCAGAUAGUGGAGUUGCCCAUGCUGGACUGCAUCCUGACCUCUCCUUCCAGUGUUGAGCCUCAGGCCUGCAGAGCUCUUCUGACCACCCAGGACCUGGUUAUCUCCAACACGUGUCUGGAGAGAGAGAUGCCAGACGCCCUUAACCUGCCAAAGUUGGAUGGGUGGCUGUCGGCAGCAGCAGACUGUUUGGAGCUCUUCCCCGACCAGUUGAUUGUGUUUGCAGGGGAGCAGCUCCGCCAAGGCAGCGAUGCAUCUGCAGAGGAUGGAAAUGCAGAGCAGAGGUCCACCCAGAAGAGACUGCUCUUUGACACCAUUGCCAAGUACUACAGUGGACAGGAAAAAGCUCCACUUCUCUCGGGACGCUACCUGGAUAUACAUGUUGCAAUUCUCAAUUUCCUCGAUGGAGGGAAGGUGCAGGAUUCCAUCAAAGCAUCUCAGUUGUGUUUGCGACUUCUGGAGAGAAAUGUGAGAGAUGAACUGCGGAGAUUACUGGCCUUCAUGGCCACAGCAGCUCACCCAGAUGCCUGUCGUCUACAGAAACAAACUGAUAAUAAAGCCUUGGUCUGCCGCACUUUUCAGAGAGCAAUUGUCCAGAAUCACAAACUGACUCGAACCCAGAGUGAAACCCUGGUUCUUUUUCUCAUGGACAGUCACACUGAGCUCUUCAAGACCCCUACGUCCCUUAUUGAAGCUGUGAGAGGAACACUGAGGACUAUGCAGCUGGGAAAAGACCCUGAUUCAAUUGCUACGUUCACCUUCUGCCAGCAGGCGACACCCCAGGAGUACGAGGACCAGCGUGAGGCUACCACCCUGGAGAGCCUCAAACAGCUUCUACGUGAUAUUUCCUCCAGUGAGAGCAUGUCUGCCAAGGACAAGAGGAGGCUGCUCAAAGAGUUCGAAAAGCAUCACCCUGUGGUUUUCCUCCAACAUUUCUCCGGCAUCUUCUGAAACGUACAGCUGGAGGGUAUCGGUUUGAUUUUCAAGGUGCACUUGACAUAGCGAGUGUGUGAUGGUACAGCGCUUACACUGAGGAAUGAUAAUAUUUUAACUAGAUCAGAUAAAACAUAAUGGCCUUAUAAUUCUGGAUGCUUUAAAAACUGCCAUACAAAUCUAGUGUGUAGAGAUGGAUUGAUGCCUUAUAUAAAUGUUUCCGCAGCAUGUUGUGUGGCUGCAGCCUUCCUAAUUCCUUAAAAACACAAUGGGCUUCAAUAGUCAAGGUUUUAUUUGUCGCUAUGCUUUAA
Limanda limanda (common dab) is the source of this 1949-nucleotide messenger RNA. RefSeq names its product DEP domain containing 4 (gene depdc4). The coding region runs from base 16 to 1656 and encodes 546 amino acids. The transcript has 9 exons. The record is from RefSeq and is a predicted model, not a curated record. Gene Ontology annotation, biological process: intracellular signal transduction. NCBI's taxonomy places the organism in Eukaryota, Metazoa, Chordata, Actinopteri, Pleuronectiformes, Pleuronectidae.